Messenger RNA from Ceratotherium simum simum (southern white rhinoceros), 1098 nucleotides. The record is from RefSeq and is a predicted model, not a curated record. Lineage: Eukaryota; Metazoa; Chordata; Mammalia; Perissodactyla; Rhinocerotidae.
AUGGACUACGACCUGAAGAUUUUGUUUAUUGGAAGAGACACCAAAUUCAAGACUCUUUACGGCCUCACUGGAAAAGACCAUUCCAGGCUUUUGGCUCAGAGGAAUGACUGUUGCCAUAAUAUAAAGGAAAAUGUGUUGAAUGACAGAAUAGCCUACAGGGACAUGACAAUAGCAAUUAUCUUCUUGGCACAGACUAUAGUUGGAAUUCUGGGCAAUUUCUCUCUUCUUUACCAUUAUCUCUUCCUUUACCACACGGGAUGCAGGUUGAAGGCCACAGAUUUGAUUCUCAAGCACCUGACUAUAUCCAACACUUUGAUCAUUCUCUCUAAAGGAGUCUCUCAGACAAUGGAAGAUUUUGGGCUGAAAUAUUUUGUCAAUGAUUUUGGAUGCGAUCUUCUUUUGUAUGUUGACAGAGUUGGCAGGACUGUUUCCAUUGGCACCACAUGCCUCUUGAGUGUGUUCCAGACCAUCAUGAUCAGCCCCAUGAAUUCCUAUUGCAAGGAUCUUAAAGUCAAAGUCCCAAGGUACAUUGGCUUAUCAAUUUCCCUCUGCUGGAUCCUGUUCAUGUUUGUAAAUUUAACUUUCCCUAUGUAUGCACUGUAUGUGUCUAACAAAUGGAGCAUGAAAAAUAUGACAAAGAAAAGAGAUUUUGGAUACUGUUUUGCUAUAGAUCCUGAGAUAACCACAGGUUCAAUAUAUGUAGCAUUAAUAGUAUUUCCUGAAGUUUCAUUUUCUGUGAUCAUAAUUUGGGCCAGUGGUUCCAUGAUUUUUACCCUGUACAGGCACAAGCAGCGGGUCCAACACAUUCACAGGAAAAACAUUUCCCACAGAUCCUCCCCUGAGUCUAGAGCCACCCAAAGCAUCCUUAUUCUCCUGAUCACCUUUGUAUCUUUUCAAACCCUCUCCUCCAUCUUUAACCUUUGUAUUUCUCUAAUUUAUAAGCCUAAUAGGUGGCUGGUGAAAACUGCUUCCCUAAUAUCUGGGUGUUUUCCAACUGUGAGCCCCUUUCUGCUCAUGAGCCGUGACUGUACUGUAUCCAGCCUCUUCUCUGCGUGGAUAAGGAAAACAAAAUUUCCUAGUCUUACUGGAAAAAUGUAA